Molecule: messenger RNA, 1497 nt
Organism: Phycomyces blakesleeanus NRRL 1555(-)
Lineage: Eukaryota; Fungi; Mucoromycota; Mucoromycetes; Mucorales; Phycomycetaceae
Exons: 2
Coding region: 1-1497 (498 amino acids)
Cellular component (GO): plasma membrane
Source: RefSeq, a predicted model, not a curated record
AUGCAAUCGUCUGUCAAGCAAGCCACCAAAGAACCUAAUGUGUUUCCCGAGGCACCUGGUUACAGGAAUACCGAAAGCUCUUCGGCUUCCAACUCACCGGCCUUGCCAGAAUCAAAGUUCGACAAAUAUAAGCGGUUUUUGCUGUGGUGGAAUACCGAAGAAUGGUGGUCGUGCUGGAUUGGCCUUAUUUUCUUUGGCUGUAUUACGGCCGCAGUUCACCACGGCAUCCCACAACCCGAGUUUUUAAAGUGGGAAACCAACCCAUUUCAUUCGUUUAAUACAGUGGGGAACUAUGGCCUGAUAGUUCUAUUUUUUGCAAUGGGAGCCAUGCUAUGGUUAGCUAUGGGUGCAACACAGACACCCCAUUGGCGCUUCUAUGGAACUGGUUAUGCAGUUGUGUUCUGUGUUGCCCUCCUGAGCAAGAUACUAGCAAGCAACGUAACACUUCACAAGGCGUCAAUCGGUGACUCCAUCUGGGCUAUUGUGCUUGGAUGCGUGAUCCGUAACAUGAUCGGCAUAUUUAGGCCGACCCUUCCCCCCUGGCUCAAGGUUUCUCAACAAACCGAGCUUUACAUUGCCAUUAGUUUGGUGCUUUUGUGUAUAGACAUUAGUGUGCUUAGACCACUGGCACCACGAGCCAUCUUUGUCAGUUGGUUAGAUACACCUACCCUUUUCAUAGUUGUGGCUAUGAUUGGUUGGCGUUGGAUGGGUAUCGACCGCCAGACUUCUAUUAUCAUGUCCGGGGCUACCUUUAUUUGUGGUUCAUCAGCUGCCAUUGCGCUCGGUGCCAGCAUGGGCGUACCUUACAAGACAGAAAUGCCCAUUGCAAUCAUCUCUGUCUUCACAAUCCCAAGCAUCAUUGUCUUGCCCUACAUUGCCAAAAAUUUAGGAUUAUCUCCUUCUGUAAGCGGCGCAUGGUUCGGUGGUUGUGUGGACUCUACUGGUGCUGUGAUUGCAUCUGCUAGUAUUUAUGGCGACAAAGAAGCCAUCAAUACCUCUGCUGUCGUCAAAAUGGUUCAAAAUGUGUUGAUCGGACCACUUUCAGUAAUUGUGGCGUGGGCCUGGAGUCGUUAUGAGCUCCAGACCGCCAAUUCACUCAAUGAAGAGCUACUUCGUAACGCUGGCGACGAGGACAUCGAACUCCAUGAUAUUCCUGGCCGAAGCAGACAUCACCCACGGCGCACAGAAAGUGUUCAUGUCUUGUUGUGGAAGCGUUUUCCUAAAUUUGUACUUGGAUUUAUCAUCACAGCUAUCCUAUUCAACACUGUCGUGUCCACAGACCCCGAGAUUCGGUUGAAUGUAAACGACUUUUGUUUCUAUGUAUCCGAGUGGUUCUCCACGCUUUCAUUCGUGAGCAUUGGCCUUGGACUUCAUUUUAACGAGCUGAAAGAUAAUAUCCGUAGUCUCGGUAAAUUAUGCUCACUUUACUUGCUUGCACAGAUUGUCGAUAUUGUCGCAACUGCUGGAUUAGCCUACACUGCAUUUACCUACCUUUAA